Molecule: messenger RNA, 3217 nt
Organism: Anas platyrhynchos (mallard)
Lineage: Eukaryota; Metazoa; Chordata; Aves; Anseriformes; Anatidae
Gene: SPRY2
Product: sprouty RTK signaling antagonist 2
Biological process (GO): negative regulation of fibroblast growth factor receptor signaling pathway; multicellular organism development; negative regulation of Ras protein signal transduction
Cellular component (GO): cytosol; membrane
Source: RefSeq, a predicted model, not a curated record
AUAUUUCUCGUGUGAUGAAAUCAAUUCGAUCCAGAAGACGGGGAAACUUCUCCCCCCACGUUAAAGUGUGCAGAGUGCAUAUGUGGAGGAGUAGGGAAGCUUCUAUUAUUUUUUAUUUUUUUUUAACCUUUUGGUGGGUUUACUGUGCAGCAGCCCUCAUACAAAAAAAAAAAAAAAAACCUGCUGGUGUUUUCUGCAAGUUAUUUGUGUGUCAGUUUGCCCCACCCCGAUGGUAAAGUCCCUUUUGCCCUAAUCCAUAGUCCGAUCACACACUCGGCCCUUAAUGGGGGUUUCAAAGCACUUUGAAAGAAGAGGAGGUGGUUGGUGUGUGUGCGGUGGGGAUGGGGGUGGGGGUGCCUUGCACAGGCUCCGGACACAAAACAGAAAUUCACGGCCAGAGGACUUCUCCCCCUUAGGCUCUCCUUCUCCCAGCCAGCGAGACACGGGGUUUUUCCACAGCAAGCAAGAAGCCCCUUGUGCUUCGCAGUUCCCCAAACUUGCGAGCACAAAACCCGGCCCCCCGCUCGCCCUUUUGAAAAUCCCAGCUAGGAAAAGUUAGCAAUCAUGGCACUUGAGCUCUGCGAGAGUGGACUUUGGCUUUUGGAAGUGGGGAAUGGUGUUAUCACCCACACGCACACACAAAAAGGCCAGCGCUGCUUCCCUGGGCUUGGUGGAUGGAAAGGCGAGAAGUGGUGGGUCAGAGGAGUUUUCAGGCAUACGUGUGUUUGCAAAUAAGCGUGCUGGAGCUUUACAUCUUGACCUGUUAGCAGAUCUAUCAAAGAGAGAGGAAGGCAGACCGCCCGGCUAGGACUGAUGUUCAGCUAGAAAUGCCUCCUGGGCAGGGGCGGGAGGGGGGAACUGAAGUUCAGACAACUCGCUGAGAAUGGGUAAAGCGAGAGGAGCUUUGUGGACCUGAAGGGAUGCUUAUGGCGAGGCGAGAGGGGGUAAUCUGCCUUUACCCAGCUGUCCUGGGGGUGUUGUCUCAAACCGUCUGCAGGGCGCCGGGCAUUACCCGGCAGGGGAAGGCUUCUUUAGCAUCUUUCGGGGGAGGGCUUGGGGGGGAAGAGUUAAAAGGAAACGUGGGGUUGACUUUCCUGAUAAGUCGGCUGCGGCCGCCCCUUCCCACCUCCCAGCCCAGGGGAUGUCUCCUCUUUAUCUCCAGGUUGUCUGCACUUACGGGGCCGCUGCCUUGCCUGCAGCUUCGGCGGGCGGGGGGCUGCCGCGCCCCACCUGCUGCAGGGAGAUGGAGGCAGCAAAGUGCCAGAGCUUCUCCUCCAGCUCCCACCUGUGCGUCUGAGGGGGGCUCUGCCGCCGAGACUGGGGUCGUUUUAAGCGCCUCGCAGGUAUAACUGAAGACAUUGUGUGGUCCUUGUAAGAAGUCUGGUUCCUGCUUGGGUUUUAAUUGUAAAAUAUUGUUCUGGAUUUUUGUAUAGGAUUUCAGAUGUGUUCUAAGCCUGCUGGAGUGAGCACGCUUCCGGGCACUGAUGGAGACAAGAGCUCAGCACGGUAGUGGGUCGCAGGUCUUGCUACAGGCUCGACGUGACAGUGGGAGACCACACGGGGAGCCCGAUCUGAGGGAUGUCCUGGCACAGCAGGUUCACGUCUUGUCCUUGGACCAGAUCAGAGCCAUCCGAAACACAAAUGAGUACACAGAGGGACCGACAGUGGCUCCACGGCCUGGGGUCAAGUCCACUCCUCGCCUAGCAACCCAACCCAAAAAUGAAAGGCCCCAUGGCUUGCCUGAACAUCGUCAUUUUAGCCGGAUUCAGCACAUGCAAACCCACGUUUCUCCUCGGGCACCUCUGUCCCGCUCCAUCAGCACAGUCAGCACAGGUUCACGGAGCAGUACGAGGACAAGUACGAGCAGUAAUUCCUCCGAACAAAGACUUCUAGGAUCAUCUUCAGGGCCGCUGGCUGACGGGAUAAUCCGAAUGCAGCCCAAGUCUGAGCUCAAGUCAAGUGAGCUGAAGCCACUGAGCAAAGAAGACUUGGGAACACACAGCUACAGGUGUGAGGACUGUGGGAAAUGCAAGUGUAAGGAGUGCACUUAUCCAAGGACCCUCCCAUCAUGUUGGAUCUGUGACAAGCAGUGUCUUUGCUCAGCCCAGAACGUGGUUGAUUACGGGACUUGUGUUUGCUGUGUGAAGGGCCUCUUCUAUCACUGCUCUAAUGAUGAUGAGGACAACUGUGCUGACAACCCCUGCUCUUGCAGUCAGUCGCAUUGCUGCACUAGAUGGUCUGCCAUGGGUGUGGUGUCCCUCUUUUUGCCUUGCUUGUGGUGUUACCUGCCAGCCAAGGGUUGCCUUAAAUUGUGCCAGGGCUGUUACGACCGGGUAAAUAGGCCUGGGUGCCGCUGUAAACACUCAAACACAGUUUGCUGCAAAGUUCCCAGUGUCCCCCCCAGGAACUUUGAAAAGCCAACAUAGCAUCACUAAUCGGAAAUAGUCAAAUAAUAAGGAUUAUUUUAACACACAUAUGCAACCAACUAAGCAACUAUGGUCUUGGCACUGUAGUAGAAGGGUUGGGGAUACACUUUGCUGUUUGCAGUGACAUGCUUUUCUCUUUGUGUGCCAUCUUAACUGAUAUGCUUGCUAGAAUCCAGCUAGUGGGAUACAGGGAAAGAAAAAAAAAAAAGGGAUACAGUACAUUGUGACCCACAUAUUGCAUAAGCUAAAGCAACACAGACACUCCUAGGCAACUCUAUUGUUUGUGAAUAGUACUUGCAAAAAUUUGUAAAUUAGCAAAUGACUCCCUUUUUUCAUUGUUUUCUGCCAGAGAUAAUGUGCUAUAUUUUUGUAUAUACAAUAAUAUUUUCAACUGUGAAAAAGUAAUUAGUGUCAUAAGACAUGGCACAGUCACAAAAUAUUAUACUAAUAUGUUGUACAUUCGGAAGAAUGUGAAUCAAUCAGUAUGUUUUUAGAUUGUAUUUUGUCUUACAGAAACCUAUUACAAGACUCUGAUUUCCCUUUGGACUUCAUGUAUAUUGUACAGUUACAGUAAAAUUCAGCCUUUAUUUUCUAAUUUUUUUCAACAUAUUGUUUAGUGUAAAGAAUAUUUAUUUGAAGUUUUAUUAUUUUAUAAAAAGAAAUAUUUAUUUUAAGAGGCAUCUUACAAAUGUCACCCCUUUUUAUGAGGACGUCAUAGUUGCUGCAAAUAAGGGGUGAACGAUGCAUAUGUUCACUAUAAAAUAGAAAAUAUAUUAACGUUUGAAAUUAAA